Messenger RNA from Dracunculus medinensis (Guinea worm), 381 nucleotides. Lineage: Eukaryota; Metazoa; Nematoda; Chromadorea; Rhabditida; Dracunculidae. The record is from the annotation of a GenBank genome assembly.
GCACUACAAAUGUCUGCGAUAUAUCGCGGUUUAUGCCGGAUCGGUGACAAGUACAUUUAUCCAGUUUUGCCUUCAUUUGCAAAAGCAGUUUGGAAUCAUGAAGCUGGCCCAAAAACCGUAUUUUUUUGGGCGCCAACAAUUAAGUGGUGCCUUGUUGGAGCUGGUGUGUCCGAUUUUACUAGACCUGUUCAGAAGCUUAGUGUUUAUCAGAAUGCUGCAUUGUGUGCAACGGGAGCGAUCUGGGCGCGGUACUGUUUCGUGAUUGUCCCGAAGAAUUAUUAUCUCGCUAGUGUAAAUAUUUUCCUCUGUCUUGUUGGUUUGGUUCAACUUCUACGAAUCGCAAAUUUCGAAUGGUUCUCCAGCGAAGUGGUCUUAUACUGA